UCGCGGUGUCAACCCGUCCAUGUCGUCGUGUCGUAUCGUGUCGUCCGCGAGUGCAGCAACCGUGACCGGUGCACCGCCGCCGUCGUCUUCUAACUACCGUCAUUCGACUCGACGAUGGACGCCGCGACGGUCGCACUGCUGCUGUUGUCCGCGUUCUCGCGCGCGUCCGCCCGCGAUGGCCUGUUCGGUUAUCCGGACGACGAGCACGUGAUCAUCACGCACCACGGACCGGUCCGGUACGAGCCGAUGACCGCCGGCCAGAUGAACAGGCCGUACGACGGCGGCACGGUGGCCGCGGCCGGAGCCUCGUCGGCGUCCGCUCGCGGUUACUACAAGGCCGAGGUGAUACCGUUGGACAUGAACACGUGGAAACCGGUGCCGGGCGGCUGGGCGGGAAGAGGGCCCGUGGUCGGCGGCGGUAGUGGCCGGGUGGACGCGUUGGACGUGCCGCUCACCGUCGGCUACUCGGUGCGGCCGGCCAAGCCUUUGCGCCGGCGCAGGCACGAAUACUUCCCGGACACCGCGGUCGUCCGCGGUCACCGACUUCAACCGUCGCACGGGCGCCGCAACCGUCGUCCCACGCAACCGGUAGCCGUAGAAGCAGGACUAUGGAGGUUUUAGAUUCCGCAGUCGUCCACCUGCACACGCGCACGCUUUGCGGUUAUUUAAAGGAAGGAUGCAGUUGCCUGAAGGAGACAAAAGAAUUAUAAGUAUCACGUGGGUAUAAUAUGUAUAUGCUAAUUAUAUGUAGAUAAAACCAUUUUACAUAUUUGCUAUAUUUACUGACAAAGUAAAUAAUAUUUAGUGGAACAAUGUAUUAAUUAUUAUUGUCCAAUAUUG
Messenger RNA from Sipha flava (yellow sugarcane aphid), 840 nucleotides. RefSeq lists its product as uncharacterized. Lineage: Eukaryota; Metazoa; Arthropoda; Insecta; Hemiptera; Aphididae. The coding region runs from base 115 to 621 and encodes 168 amino acids. The transcript is spliced from 2 exons. The record is from RefSeq and is a predicted model, not a curated record.